Molecule: messenger RNA, 2235 nt
Organism: Chlamydomonas reinhardtii
Lineage: Eukaryota; Viridiplantae; Chlorophyta; Chlorophyceae; Chlamydomonadales; Chlamydomonadaceae
Exons: 2
Coding region: 126-863 (245 amino acids)
Source: RefSeq, a predicted model, not a curated record
CCUAAAUCUCUAACUUAUCUUGACUACCGUAUCUUUUCACUACCAUGAAUCACAUGUUAUUCACGGCAAAUUGAUGCGCUCUCGCUCGCGCUCGCUCGCAGGUGGGGCUGGGCGUGUACGAAUUGAUGAAGCCGCUGCGCACGUGGCGCUGGGGCAAGCUGCUGGCGGGCCCGCCGCCGCCCGCACUGGAGGAGGAGGAGCCGCCGCCGCCGGCCGCGCCGACGGAGAAGGCCCGCCAGGCUGCCGCCAACGCCGUCAGAGGCAUGCGCACCUACCUCUCCUCCCUGCUCGCGCCCUGCUUCGGAACGCGCGGGGGGGAGGGGGAGGAGGAGGAGGAAGGGGGGAGGCGCGGCCAGGCUUACGCCUAUCAAGGCGGCGGCAACGGGAGACGAGGAGGCGGCGGCGGGAGGGGCGGCGGCGGCGGUGGUGGGAGAGGCGGCGGGUACGGUGGGGAGGCUAUGGACGACGAGGCAGGCGGGUUCUACGGCACAGGCGGCGGCGGCGGCGGCAAGGCUGGCGGCGGCGGCAAGGCAAGCCGCGGUGGCGGCGGCGCCGCCGCCGCUAACGGCGCCAUUCGGGCGGGGCGCGGCGGCGGCUCCCCUGGCGGCGGCGGCGGCGGCGGCGGCGGACACAUUCAGAGCACCGCCUCCUCCUCCGUCGCCUCCGUUGGCACCAGUCGCACAGUUGGGCGGUACGCGGGCAAGGGCGCGGUGGGCGACGGCGGCGGCGGCGGCGGCAAGACAUCUGGCGGCGGCGGCGGCGGCGGCGGCGUGGCGAGGGCCAGCCGCAAGUUUGGGAACCCGGCGAUGGCGACGGCGCUUACACGCAAGCUGAGCAAGUCGCGCACGUGGGACAAGGGAUAGAGGGGAGGGGAGGAAUGGUGGGAGGGUUGGCGGGAAGUGGCGGAGGGGAAGGAGGAGGUUGAGGGGGGGGGCGGGGUGUUAUAGGGCUAGGCACACAUGAGUUGGGAUCAAGUGGGUUGUUAAGGGUAGGACGAACGUGUGAUGGUGUAGGUUUUGGCUGCAUGUGAAAGAGUCAGCGAGAGCAGUGCAGGUGCAGGGGCGGGUAGCUUGCGAUGGAGCACGGGUGUAGUGAUCAAUCAGGGCAACUUCUGUUUUACAUUAGAGCGUUAUGUCUCACUUUCCUUACUUGAGUCAGUCUAGCUUCCCAUCGUGCAUUAAGUUAUAUAAAUUGCGGAACUGGUGCUACUCAUACUGCAUCUUGCUGUUGCACAUACAUUGUAUUGAGUGGAACGGACGACUGCCGAAUGACCAGUGGCCGCGGCGGCGAUGCCUUUAGUCAUGGGACCUUACUUGAGUCCCCGGUCGCAUGACGACAUUUCCUUACACAAGGAGAGAUGACAUGGGUAGACGCUUGCGGCCUCAGACUGGAGCCUUGCGAAAACCACCUGUAUUGUCUUACACGAGGACUUGAUUGUCCGACCCCGGUGAGCAGUCACAAAUAUUGCCUCGCCCUACCUGCGUGAUUGCUUGAGCAGUAGUGCGGACGUGUGGGGACGCAAGUGCCAUGGAAAGCAGAUAGGCGUGGCGGAAAGGCUUGGCAGUCGUUUUGAUGAGCAGCAUGUGUUGUUGAUCAUUGCCGUAGUCUGCGGCGGGUGCAUGGGGCGUGCGUAAAUGUCUGUGAAUGGGCAGGUCAGGGGCGGGCCGGGUGUGUGCGAUGCGUGCCCCGUUGCGUGUGAGGGCGCUGCCGUGUGUGGUGGCCGGCUGGGUUGUGCCUGCUGGACCGGAGGUAUGCGGCACCACCGGCGUACAUGCAUCGCCAUGUCUGCAAUAUGGUAAACGUGUCGCCGCCGCUUGUCCAGUGGUCUUACACGUAAUUACGCGUCUCUCUGAGAAUGGUGGAAGCAAAGGGGGGCGGGGAAGGGCAGAGGUGGGCACAGGCAAGGCACACCAGCAGACGGCACAGGGUGUAUGUGCGAUGGGACAGUUUUAAGGCAGCAGGUUGGUGGAGUUUCGUAGGGUGCAGCGGAUUCCCUAGCUGCCGAAUUCAUAGGACAAGCAAGAGUGUGCGAUGGGACAGUAGUGUUAAGGCAGGUUGGUGAAGUUGCGUAGGGUGCAGCUGAUUCCCAUGCCGCAGCCGGCGGCACAGGGCAAAGGCUGGCAGCCACGCCCCCUGCUUGCUGAAUGCCAAUUGAGCGGCCGGCCGCUGGCUUGGCUGAGCUGGCAUGCUUUUCCAUCGGCGAUUCUCCCGCGCCAUUUAAGCGUCAAUCUUACA